AUAUCGAUAAAUUUUGGGUAUCUCCGUUUAGUUGUCAAAGUAGCUAAAGAUGGCUGACCGCUUGACACAACUUCAGGAUACAGUGAAUCAACAGGCUGAGCAUUUCUGCAAUGCUAUCGGUAUUAUUCAACAAACAUCUUUUCCAAGCAAGUUUCCGAACUUUGAUCGAACUGGUUCCCAAACACCUCUCCAAGCAACACCACAAGAAGAUUACGCUCAGCUUUUUGCCCAAUUGAUUUCGCGUUGUGCUAAAGAUAUAGAUACGCUCAUCGAAUCCUUACCAAAUGAAGAUAGCUCUACUGAGCUUCAACACCAAAGUCUGAGGAGACUAGAAAUUGAGAAUCAGGAAUGCGCAAAAAGACUUGACGAAAUUGUUCAGAACGGUGAUGUUUUGCUGGGGAAAAUACAAAUAGCGCUUGAAGAUAUUGCUCAAGCACAAUUAGAAAUGCAUAUAACUUCUACAAAUAACGUUUUCUAGUCGUCUUGGAACUAAUUCUAGAGGGAUUUUUUAAUAAAAGCGGCUAAAAGUGGUUUUGCCGGCUUUGCGUAA
Anastrepha obliqua is the source of this 550-nucleotide messenger RNA. RefSeq names its product mediator of RNA polymerase II transcription subunit 21 (gene MED21). Bases 50 to 478 code for a protein of 142 amino acids. Gene Ontology annotation, cellular component: mediator complex. The transcript has 2 exons. Gene Ontology annotation, molecular function: transcription coregulator activity. The record is from RefSeq and is a predicted model, not a curated record. Lineage: Eukaryota; Metazoa; Arthropoda; Insecta; Diptera; Tephritidae. Gene Ontology annotation, biological process: regulation of transcription by RNA polymerase II.